This is a messenger RNA of Aphis gossypii (cotton aphid), 1428 nucleotides long. RefSeq lists its product as uncharacterized. NCBI's taxonomy places the organism in Eukaryota, Metazoa, Arthropoda, Insecta, Hemiptera, Aphididae. The transcript is spliced from 4 exons. Gene Ontology annotation, biological process: protein deubiquitination. The record is from RefSeq and is a predicted model, not a curated record. The coding region runs from base 670 to 1428 and encodes 252 amino acids. Gene Ontology annotation, molecular function: cysteine-type deubiquitinase activity.
CCUUAGGUAUACUUCCAACAUCAUUGAUUUUUUCACUUAGUCACUUUUUGCACAUUUGCAACUAUGUUGUGAUGUAUUCAUGUAAAAAUUGACCAAGUCAAAAAAUAAAACAAUAAUACCUACCAUAACAUAAGUAACAUAUACCUAACAUAAGUGUGGCUUGAUUAGAAAACGAUGUAAGUAUAAUUUUUUUCCCUUUCUUCUGUGAUUAAAUAUUCAGUAUUUAGAUCCAUAAUGUAUAAUCUCUUGUAAAACUAUAAUGACUAUAUAACUGUAUUCUUUACUACUUUGGGUUGUUUGAACUUUAAAUAACUAAAUAGUAACCUAAAAUGUAUAUUGCUUAUAAAUGUGUACCUAUUAAUUAUUAACAACACAAAAUAAAAUACAUUUUUAUAGUAUAAUAAUAAUAAUAAGUUUGUUCCAACACGCGGUCAAACUAUCAUAGAACGUGAGCAUCCUCUCACUAAAAAAUUCUACUGUGCGAUAGUUUGACUGUGUGUUGGAACAAACCUAAUAUUAUAAUUUAUAAAUAUCUAGGUUUUAAUUAAUUCAUUGAAAUGGCUUGAUAGCUGGGAAAGUAAAAUUUUAACAGGAGAAGUUACAGACAAAUUAUUCUUGACCAGAAGUACUGCAGAAGGUUUGCGAGUUACUCUUAAUUCCACUAUAGCUAUGACAAACUAUUUAGUUGAAAAGUUUGAAUUUAAAUAUAUCUUAACUGGAAAAAUAAAUCAAGAUUCACUUGAGAGAUUUUUUGGAACAGUUCGGAUGGCUUCUGGUGCAAAUGACCAUCCAGCAACACCAACUUUUCUACAAGUUUACAAACUACUUUCUAUAUAUGCAGUUAUAAAACCACCCAAAUACGGUAACUGCACAGUUGAUUCAGCUGAUCCAUCAGCUCAUUUAAUAAAAUUAUCAGAUAUUAAACAAAUAUAUACAAAUACUACAGAAUCAAAAAUUCCAACUGCACUACAAAAUUUAAAAAAUAAAUUAGAUAAUUUGAUUGAUGAUGGAAGAUGGGAAUUUGUUGACAUAGAAGAACAUGAUUAUGCGGGCGAUUAUGACUACAAAUGCAAUAAUUGUAAUAACAUCGGAGAUUCUGAAAAUAAACAUCAGAUAAUAGUGGCAAAUGAGUAUAUAGUAAUUCAACUAAAACUAUUUAUUCCAACAUUUGUAAAUGGUCAAUUUGUUCCCAAAAAGAUAACAGAUCUACAACUUAGUGGCGUACCCACCUCUAUUUUGGAAAUUGCUGGAGCACAAUACAAAACUCAAUCUGCAAUAUUACAUAUGGGAGAAAACACGAGCUCUGGCCAUUACAUAGCAUACCUGAGACAAGGAACUUCAAAUUGGGUUUGCGCUAAUGACACAACAGUUGCAGAAAAAAGAUGGCCAAACAACAGCAAGGAUAUUCAAAAUAUUGAAUCAAUUUAA